GUCUUUCAGUGUUGCAUCCAGCCCUGUUCUUCUAUCACAGAUCUCAAUUCCUACCAUGUGAAAGUAUUUGAAGAAAAGUAUGGCUAUUAUGGUGAUUCAUUCCCAUGCUACGUCAACCCUAAGUCACCAGAUGAGCUGUUCGUAUUUCAUGCAGACAAAUCAUAUGACCGCAGUAUAAUAUUAUACUGCAUUCUGUGGCCAUCACUUGGUGUUUUUUUGCUUGCAUACAUGCUUUUUAUCGUGUGUUGCCGAGUAAAGGGUCUCUGCUGCUAUACAAAGAGUGAAUCGUCUGUUUCUUAUCAACCAAUAUAG
Molecule: messenger RNA, 312 nt
Organism: Porites evermanni
Lineage: Eukaryota; Metazoa; Cnidaria; Anthozoa; Scleractinia; Poritidae
Source: the annotation of a GenBank genome assembly